AUGGACUCAAGAUCGUUGUUUGUCUUAUUAUGGAUGUUGCUGUCGUCCACCUCCACUGGAAUCAAACUAGAUGGAAAUGGUUAUGUUGACAUUGUCAUUGCAAUCAGUUCAAGAGUACCACAGGAUGACACACUCAUUGGUAAAAUCAAGGAUAUGGUCACUGAAGGGUCUCUUUAUCUUUAUGAUGCAUUGGAUAAAAAGGUCUAUUUCAAAGAAGCUACAAUACUAGUCCCACCUCAGUGGAAUAGUAAGGAUUUUACCAAAGCAAGAACAGAGUCCUAUGGAAAGGCCAAAAUAAUAAUUGAUAAUGCUAAUCCAGCAUACGGCGAUGAACCCUACACUAAUCAGUACGGAGAAUGUGGAGCUGAGGGUCAGUACAUUCAUUUCACCCCAAACUUCCUCCGAGACACUACACUCAUUAAGCCAUACGGGCCAAAAGGAAGAGUCUUGGUGCAUGAAUGGGCUCAUCUGAGAUGGGGCGUUUAUGAUGAAUACAGUGAAGAAAAGCCAUUCUACUACUCUAAUGGCAAUGUUGAAGCUACAAGGUGUAGCAAAAAUAUUGACGGUCAGCUUUCUGAUGUUACUGCUGGAUCUCCAUGCCAAACUGAUCCACGAACCUCACUACCGUCUAAGGGUUGCAAGUUUUUUCCUAACAAAUAUCAAAACACACACAGUUCCAUAAUGUACCUACCUAGCCUGGAUUCUGUCAGCACAUUUUGUCGUGAAAAUGAGCACAAUUAUGAAGCCCCAAACUUGCAAAAUAAAAAAUGUGGCAAAGCAACAUGGACUGUGAUAUUUGAGGAUUCUGUGGAUAAAGACGCACUUCGUUCUCUAAAACCACUGCAGUCUUCUCCACCGGCACCAGUUUUCAAAGUUGUGCAGCGAAUGCAUCGGGUUGUUUGUCUCGUACUUGAUGUCUCAGGAAGCAUGCAAGGCUCUAGAAUUCUUCGACUGCAACAGGCUGCCACACAUUUCCUGCAGAAUAUCAUUGAGGAUCAAGCCAAUGUUGCAAUGGUAACCUUUAGCACUGAUGCUUCUACUCUGAGCUCCUUAACUCGUAUUGACAGUGACACCACAAGAGAACGUCUCGCCGCUUUGUUGCCAAAAAUAGCAAGUGGAUCAACAUACAUGUGUAAAGGCCUCAAUCUAGGCUUACAGGUACUUAAUACGGACAAUGGGGAUGUGAUAGGAGAUGAAAUAAUUUUUCUGACAGAUGGUGAAGCCUCAGAUGACCUUAAUAGUUGUGUUCCGCAUGCAAUUAAUAGUGGCGCCAUUAUACACACAAUUGCUUUGGGUAAUAAAGCAGAUAAAGCCCUGAGGGAAAUGGCUCACAAAACUGGGGGGAAAUUUAUCACAGCCAGUGAUGACAUUCUGUCUAAUCAGCUACUGAAUGGAUUUUCCUCACUAACAGUACCAACAGGAGAUCCAACAAAAGAACCAGUUCAGAUAGACAGUGUGGGAGCAAAAACCUCUGAUUGGUUCAAUGGGACAGUAUCAGUAGAUCAGACUGUUGGUACCAAAACCAGCUUUACAAUAACCUAUGAAACAAGCCUACCUAACAUUUACAUAACGUCACCAAGCGGCUCAAUCUACAAUCAAAUGCAGAUGCGUCAUGAUGAAUCAACAAAAACAGUGACUUUAAAAGUUCCAGGAACUGCACAGACUGGGGACUGGAAAUACAGUAUCAAAAGUCCACAACUUCAGUCUCUGACUGUAACAGUAACGAGUCAAGCGGCACGUGCUGAUGUUCCCCCUAUAACUGUCAAAGCCCACAUGAACCAGAAGUUCAGUGAUGGCGCUAAACCCAUGACAGUGUUUGCUGAGGUUAGUCAGAAUUACAAGCCUGUAAUAAAUGCUGAAGUGUGGGCUACACUGGAGUCAGAUUCUGGACCUGCACAAACAUUACAACUCCUGGACAAUGGAGCAGGAGCUGAUGCUUUCAAAGAUGACGGUGUCUAUUCCAGAUAUUUCACAAAGAUGAAAAACGGGAGAAGCAGCUUGAAAGUAAGAGUGAAGAAUCGAGAUGGACAAGCCAGAUUUACUUUCCAAAAACGGGGUGGUGCACCAUACGUACCUGGAUAUGUGGUAAACGGUGUGGUGGAGCUGAACCCUUUAAAACCUCCAGUUUCGUCAGAAUCACUUGUAAUUGGAAGCUUCACCAGAACAGCCACCGGAGAGAGUUUUGAGGUUGUUCUUAAAAGCACAACCCCACCAAAUUUCCCUCCUAACAGAAUCACAGAUCUGAGUGCUGAGUUCCUGGAGGACACUGUGCUUCUCAGCUGGACAGCACCUGGUGAGGACCUCGACCAAGGGACAGCUAAAUCCUUCAAGAUCAUGUGGAGCUUUGAACUUAAAAUGCUUCGAUUCAACUUCAGCAAUGCUCAUGAAGUCAACAUAUCCGGCAUCUCACCUCAGGAGGCCGGAUCAGUUGAACAGCAUUCAUUCAAUCUCAGUUUCCCAAUCCAAAAUGGCACAACACUCUUCUUUGCGAUUCAGUCUGAGGACAAAGAACUUGUAAAAUCUGAAAUCUCCAACAUUGCUCAAGCUUCAAAGAUCCUCCCUCAUUUAAAACCCACAGAAGUGUUUGAGAUAGACCUGAAAUUUGUGUUUAUUGCAAUUGCUGUUUGUUUGGCCACUGUGGUGAUUAUUGGCAUUAUUGCGAUAACAACAUGGGCGUUGACACCAAGAAAACCUUCUUAGAC
This is a messenger RNA of Sinocyclocheilus anshuiensis, 2702 nucleotides long. It is a transcript of the gene clca5.2, whose product is annotated as chloride channel accessory 5, tandem duplicate 2. Gene Ontology annotation, cellular component: plasma membrane. Lineage: Eukaryota; Metazoa; Chordata; Actinopteri; Cypriniformes; Cyprinidae. The coding region runs from base 1 to 2700 and encodes 899 amino acids. The transcript has 14 exons. The record is from RefSeq and is a predicted model, not a curated record.